Molecule: messenger RNA, 513 nt
Organism: Mitosporidium daphniae
Lineage: Eukaryota; Fungi; Microsporidia
Product: translationally controlled tumor protein
Exons: 2
Coding region: 1-513 (170 amino acids)
Cellular component (GO): cytoplasm
Molecular function (GO): calcium ion binding
Source: RefSeq, a predicted model, not a curated record
AUGCUUCUCUAUAAAGAUGUCAUAACAAAGGAUGAAUUGGCCAGCGAUUCUUUUUGCUUGAAAGACGAAGGGUUUUUCUAUCGGAUUCAAACCAACUAUAUCAACAAAGCUGGUUUAAAAAUCGAUAUUGGAGCCAACCCCUCUGCUGAAGGAGCAGAUGCUGAUGAAGGCGUGUGCGAUUCAACUUCUGGUGAUAUCGUCAAUGAUUUCAUUGACAGUUUCCGUCUUCAGGAAACUAGCUUUGAUAAAAAGAGCUACCAGCACUAUAUUCGAGGAUAUUUGAAAGCUAUAAAAGCAUAUCUAUCCGAAAAAAAUGCAACUCGAGUUUCUGAAUUUGAAGAUCUUGCUAAAGUUCAUGUUCGAAACAUCAUAGAAAACAUUGACGACUUUAAAUUCUUUAAUACCGAAUCCAUGGAUCCAGAUGGCAUGAUCAUUAUUAUGGGCUAUGAAGAUGAAAGCAAGCCACCUUAUGCCCUUUUAUUCAAGGAUGGUUGUUAUACAGAAAAAAUAUAA